AUGGUAUUUCACCGCCCUUCUACCAUUCCCCAUCCAACUAUCUGGCACCGAUUCACGGCGAGAGGCAUCAAGCUUCGAGUCCAGGAUAUGACGGCAGAGCAGGUGGAACCAGCUGUCCAGUUGCUUGUGAAAUAUUUUAUGCAGGAUGAACCGCCCUGCAAAUAUAUUGGUAUACAAAAAUAUCCAUCCGCGCAGGCGCACUUAGAGAAACUUUGGCGUGAUACGAUCAAAGAUAAGCUGUCCAUCGUGUGUGUAGAAGACAAACCAGGUAGCCCAGUUAUAGGUGUCAAUGUCUUGAAGGUCGUCUCUAAGGGUGAUAAAGAGGAACCGUUUCAGACAGACGAUAAAAUAUGGGCGAAACUAUUCGGCGCAGUGGAUUGUGUUUCACGCGGAGUGGAUAUCUUUGCCCAAUACGGCGUGGAGGAUUAUCUUACUGCGUUUGGGUUGGUGGUGGAUCCAGCAUGGCGGGGCUGCGGGAUUGGAAAGGAGAUUUUAUUGGCACGGUACGUACGGGUUACUCUUUUUCAUUAA
Messenger RNA from Pieris macdunnoughi, 531 nucleotides. The record is from the annotation of a GenBank genome assembly. Lineage: Eukaryota; Metazoa; Arthropoda; Insecta; Lepidoptera; Pieridae.